This is a messenger RNA of Siniperca chuatsi (mandarin fish), 2389 nucleotides long. RefSeq names its product parvin, alpha a (gene parvaa). Gene Ontology annotation, biological process: establishment or maintenance of cell polarity; substrate adhesion-dependent cell spreading; actin cytoskeleton organization. Gene Ontology annotation, molecular function: actin binding. The transcript is spliced from 13 exons. The coding region runs from base 400 to 1410 and encodes 336 amino acids. The record is from RefSeq and is a predicted model, not a curated record. Gene Ontology annotation, cellular component: cytoplasm; focal adhesion; actin cytoskeleton. NCBI's taxonomy places the organism in Eukaryota, Metazoa, Chordata, Actinopteri, Centrarchiformes, Sinipercidae.
GGCACCGGCUUGAACAGGAGUAACGACACAAUGAAAAAGAAAAAAGGAGAAGGGUGUAAAGGACGAGAAAGAGAGCUAUAAGAUGGGGACGAGAUGGUAUGAAAAGAGAGGAGAAGGUCAGAAGGUAUGAGAGCAUUAGUGAGGGCUGCGCAUGGCAUACAGACAGACACCAACUGUGUGCAGUGUGGAUAUAGUGCAAACAGAAAAUACAGCACAUAAAACAGGAGAGGUAAUAUAAUUCUAAUCCUCUGUGAAAGUAGAGCAAAUAUUGAAUUUAUAUCGGGGUCUGGUGUUAUAUUAGAGACUUGUGAGCUCAGCCUGUGGAGGAUAAGCUGCAGGGGAGAGAGCUGGUCCUGCUAGCCAGGAGAGGAUGCUUGAGACUGGGGGACGGAGACAGACAUGGGCUGUGGAGCGCUCUGCCCUCCAGUGUCUGAGCUUCAGGAAGAGGGGAUCAAUGCCAUCAACCUUCCUCUCAGCCCUUCCCACUAUGAGCUGGACCCUGAGGACACCAUGCUAGAGGAGAAUGAAGUGCGCACUAUGGUGGACCCCAACUCCAAGAAUGACCGCAAACUGCAGGAGCUCAUGAAGGUGUUGAUUGACUGGAUAAAUGAUGUUCUGGUGGGGGAGAGGAUCAUUGUGAAGGAUCUGGCUGAAGAUUUGUAUGAUGGACAGGUCCUGCAGAAACUAUUCGAAAAGCUGGAAGGUGAGAAACUGAACGUGGCAGAGGUGACCCAGUCGGAGAUCGCCCAGAAACAGAAGCUGCAGACUGUUUUAGAACGCAUCAAUGACUCUCUCAAACUCUCCACCAGGAACAUUCGCUGGAAUGUUGACUCGGUUCAUGCUAAGAGUAUAGUUGCCAUCCUGCACCUGCUGGUGGCGCUGUCGCAACACUUCAGAGCACCAAUCAGAUUGCCAGACCACGUUUCAAUUCAAGUAGUGGUCGUCCAGAAAAGAGAGGGCAUCCUUCAGUCCAGACAAAUUCAAGAAGAAAUCACUGGCAACACAGAGGCUUUCUCUGGCAGACAUGAGCGCGACGCUUUCGACACCCUGUUUGACCACGCUCCGGAUAAACUGAAUGUUGUCAAAAAGACAUUGAUCACAUUUGUGAACAAACACCUGAAUAAGCUCAACCUAGAGGUGUCUGAAUUGGACACACAGUUUGCAGACGGUGUUUAUCUGGUAUUGCUGAUGGGGCUGUUGGAGGGAUACUUUGUGCCACUCUACAACUUUUUCCUCACACCAGAGAAUUUUGAUCAAAAGGUCCACAACGUGUCCUUCUCCUUUGAACUGAUGCAGGACGGAGGUCUGGAGAGACCAAAGCCCCGGCCAGAGGAUAUAGUGAACUGCGACCUCAAAUCGACACUGCGUGUCCUCUACAACCUCUUCACCAGAUACAGGAGCGUCGACUGAGCACCACGCGUAGCAAGAGGAAACACUUUAUUCCAUGGACCACAUGCUACAGCUUAACAGUGUGUUUUCCUUCUAUUUGUUGUAAAAUCUCUUUUUAUCUGAAUGCAUGCAUCACAUGUUGUCCCUGUUGGAUAAUGUACCACACACUCUGUUUUUUUUUGUUUUUUUUAUUCCUGCAGACUUUUGGCUUAUGUGCCACAAAAUGUUUGACUUUUUAAUUGUAAAUUGGGCAUUACUAUACAGUCCUACAGAAAACUAUGAACUAAAUAAGAUAGCCACUAUUAAUGCUUGGUUAAGUCAUUAAUUAACUCUGUAAUGAUCUUUGUCACCCUGCAUUGAUAUCAUGAAGGGGAGAUUUUAGAUGAACAACACUUGUAUCUUUUAAUGCAGAAAAGAAAAUGUUUAACUGUAUUUAUUGUACAUUUUGGAUACACAUGUCUCUGCUCUUGUUAAUGUCAUUCAUAAGUGCUUUUAUUAAAACGUGAACACUGUCAGCUCCCAAUACUUAAUGUUGGGAUGCAUGUGCUCCUCAGUUGUCUUAACACUCCACAUUUCCUUUGCAUGUGCGGAGGAACAUUUUAAAUAUUUGACCAAAGCUCUGUUGUAUUCACACUUUAAAACGUAUAAAGGCUUUACUCUGCAGCCACUCGCUUUCUUGUAUUUUAUAUUGUAACAUGUAUCUUAUUUUUUAUUGGCGUACAUCGACAUUUUAUAAUCACUCUGUUUGUGGUUUAAUACAGUUUUCUACAUUAUAUUUUUAAUACACAUUCGAUUUCACUCCUUUCUGCAAGACAAAUUUGACUGAAUAUAUUAAAUGUUUUAGGCGACAAAUUGUAUAUUGUUUUACUUUCAAGGCAAUUUCACUUCUUCAAACAACAAAUGCAAUAACGGUCUGUGGUUCAAGCUGCCAACACAUUCGCUAUCAUGUAUCUCUUUAUGUUUUAAUGCAUUACAUUCAAUAAAUCGUUCAGUCCCUGAA